AUGGAAUUCUGGAACUCUACCUUGGGCAGUGGCUUCAUCUUGGUGGGGAUUCUGGAUGACAGUGGCUAUCCUGAACUUCUGUGUGCUGCAAUCACAGCCCUGUACACAUUGGCUCUGACCAGCAAUGGGCUGCUGCUCCUGGUCAUCACCAUGGAUGCCCAGCUCCAUGUGCCCAUGUAUUUCCUGCUUGGGCAGCUCUCUCUAAUGGACCUCUUCCUGACAUCAGUCAUCACCCCCAAGGCUAUCUUGGAUUUUCUGCUCAAAGACAACACUAUCUCUUUAGGGGGUUGUGCCCUUCAGAUUUUCCUGGCACUGACACUGGGUGGUGCAGAGGACCUCCUUCUGGCCUUCAUGGCCUAUGACAGGUAUGUGGCCAUUUGUCAUCCUUUGAAGUACACAAUCUUAAUGAGGCCAGUAGUCUGUUGGCUAAUGGUCACUGCAUCAUGGUUUCUGGCAUUCCAGAUGGCCUUAGGAUUUACCAUCACUACCAUGCACUAUUCUUUCUGCAAAUCUAGGCAAAUCAGACACCUGUUCUGUGAGACCCCUCCCUUGCUAAAGCUGGCCUGUGCAGACACCUCUAAUUUUGAGCUUGUAGUUUAUUUGGUGGGUGUGCUAAUGUUAAUUCUCCCUCUUACUGUUAUCUUUUUCUCUUAUGCAUGGAUUUUGUUCACUGUGUUCUACAUGCCCUCAAAUGAGGGGAGAAAGAAAGCACUUGUUACCUGCUCUUCACACAUGACUGUUGUGGGCAUGUACUAUGGGGCACUCACUGUCAUGUAUGUCAUACCCAGUUCCUACCACAAUUCCAAGCAAGAGAAUAUCCUCUCUGUUUUCUACACAGUUGUCACCCCAGCUCUCAACCCCCUCAUCUACAGCCUGAGGAAUAAGGAAGUAACUGGGGCUUUGAGGAGAGUCCUGGGAAAUACUUGUUGCCAUUAUACUGUACAUUCAAAAUAG
This is a messenger RNA of Cricetulus griseus (Chinese hamster), 954 nucleotides long. NCBI's taxonomy places the organism in Eukaryota, Metazoa, Chordata, Mammalia, Rodentia, Cricetidae. The record is from RefSeq and is a predicted model, not a curated record.